This is a messenger RNA of Balearica regulorum gibbericeps (East African grey crowned-crane), 948 nucleotides long. NCBI's taxonomy places the organism in Eukaryota, Metazoa, Chordata, Aves, Gruiformes, Gruidae. The record is from RefSeq and is a predicted model, not a curated record.
AUGAAGAUCGUGGUUGCCAAAGUGCUGUGUCUGCUGGGCAUCUGCGUCCUCAUGCUGGCUGGGUCCCUCCUCCCUGUCAAGAUAAUUGAGGCUGAUUAUGAGAAAGCUCAUCGCUCCAAGAAGGUCCUUGCCCUCUGCAAUUCUUUUGGAGGAGGAGUCUUCCUGGCCACCUGCUUCAACGCCUUGCUGCCUGCCGUGAGAGAAAAGCUCGAUGAAGUUCUCAAGCAAGGGAACGUGACCACGGACUACCCGGUGGCUGAGACCAUCAUGAUGGUCGGCUUCUUUGUGACGGUCUUUGUGGAGCAGCUCAUCUUGACCUUCCAGAAGGAAAAGCCAUCCUUCAUUGACUUAGAGACAUUCAAUGCUGGUUCAGAUGUUGGGAGUGACUCCGAAUACGAGAGUCCCUUCAUCGCACCUUCCCGAGGACAUGCGUUGUACAGUGAACACGGUCACCACUCCCACAGCCACGGCCUGAACAUCCAGGAGCUCUCCCGCUCCAGUCCCUUACGGCUCAUUGGGCUGGUCUUUGCUUUAUGUACGCACUCCAUCUUCGAGGGACUGGCCCUGGGUUUGCAGGAGGAAGGAGGCAAAGUCAUGAGCUUGUUCCUGGGAGUUGCCGUUCAUGAGACACUGGUAGCGGUGGCGUUGGGCAUCAGCAUGGCCAAGACCUCAUUGCCGCUGAAGGAUGCCGUGAAGAUAGCUGUGACAGUGAGCUUGAUGAUCCCUCUGGGCAUUAGCAUUGGGAUGGGGAUUGAGAGCACCCAAAAUGCAGCCAGCAAGAUCACUUCCCUGCUCCUGCAAGGCAUCGCGGGGGGCACUUUCUUGUUCAUCACCUUCUUUGAGGUCCUUGCGAAGGAGUUGGACGACAAGAAUGACCGUCUCUUGAAGGUUCUCUUCCUGGUGCUGGGCUACAUGGCUCUGGCUGGUCUGGUCUUCUUCAAGUGGUGA